Molecule: messenger RNA, 790 nt
Organism: Candidula unifasciata
Lineage: Eukaryota; Metazoa; Mollusca; Gastropoda; Stylommatophora; Geomitridae
Source: the annotation of a GenBank genome assembly
CUAUAAAACUGCCAUGUUGGUCUACAUGGUGUUUAUGUUUUUCUGGCUCAUGAACUUCAUCAUUGCCCUGGAGGAGAUGACCUUGGCUGGUGCCUUUGCCUCUUAUUACUGGGCCUGGGACAAGAGUAAAGACAUCCCGGCCUUUCCUUUGGCUUCAUCAUUUUACAGAUGUAUCAGGUACCACACAGGCUCUCUGGCAUUCGGCUCUCUCAUCAUAGCAUUAGUUCAGAUGGUCCGUGCCUUCCUAGAGUAUGUCAACCGGAAACUCAAGGGCACCGAAAACAAUGUCGCCAAGUUUAUCCUCAAGUGUCUUCGAUGCUGUUUCUGGUGUUUGGAGAAAUUUCUGAGAUAUGUCAACAAGAACGCAUACAUUUUGAUUGCCGUGCAUGGACGCAACUUUUGUACAGCAGCUAAAGAUGGGUUCUUCUUAAUCAUGAGAAAUGUUUUAAGGGCUUUUGUUCUUGACAAAGUGUGUGAUUUUCUCAUGUUUAUAUCAAAACUCAUGGUCACUGGAGCAAUAUCUGUUCUGGCUUUCUUCUGGUUCCAAGGGAAGAUUCCUUUCUUUGAGAAAGUGGUUCCAGACCUGAAUUAUUUCCUCUCAGCCGUCAUUCUAACUGCAAUUGGAGCCUACUUGAUAGCUGAUUGUUUCUUUGAUGUGUACAGUAUGGCUGUGGAUACCAUCUUCAUAUGUUUCUUGGAAGAUUUGGAAAGAAACGAUGGCAGUAAAGAAAGACCUUAUUUCAUGAGCAAAACGAAAAAUCUUCAAAGGAUUAUGAAGUCCAGAAAAUAG